UUCUCUUUCUCUUUUAUCUUGUAUGAAAAAAGACUGCCUCUUUAGUACUGAUCAAAAUAGUGAUCUAGAAGAACUUCCAGUUAAUGGACAUAUAUUUGAAGGGCAUUUGUACCUCAAAAGAUAUGAUGGAAAAUGGACGUGGAAAUUAUUUCGAUUCGAUGGUUCAUCCUUAAUAUGUCUGUCAACAAAAAAGAUCAAAAUACAACCCAAUGUGACAUUAGGAUCCCAUCAAAAUAACUCUGCAACAUCACUUUUAUUAGCGACACCAAAAGAUAAAUCGUCAAGAUUGCUGACAGCUACCGAUUUAUGUAAGGAACCCAGUUAUUAUCAGUUACCUAAAUGGACGCUCAAUGUUUGUGACAUUUCAUCCAUUGCCAUUUUAAAAAGGAGCAACUACAAACACGCUUUCUUUAAAAGCAAAUCAAACAGUUUUUGUAUAAGAUCAUCUGACGGUCAAUGCUAUGUGAUGAAGGCGCGAACAUUAGAUGAACUAGAACGAUGGGUAUUUGUACUAUCUAAAAUGUGGAAAUUAUCUCAACUUUUACCAUCAUCGUCAUCGUCAUCGUCAUGCAACCCUCCUUUAAGGAAGGCAUCUGUACCACAAGGGACAUUCAAUCAUAGUUCAGUCAUUAUACCCCCAGCCACUACCACCCCACCCAACACUACACAAUGUAAACCAGUCAGAAAGGCUUUCCUUACUGCAGAAAAGAUUUCUUUUAUAGAAAAUUGGUUAAGCUCCGUGAAUGAACAAGUAUACCAAUCCGACGAUUGUGAAAAUGGACUGCAGAAAGGCAGCAAGUCGUUUACACAUAAGCAUCUCAGUUGUAUAGAGGAAAUGCCUAACCCAAAUAAAUUACUCUUCAACUUUUUUCAAGAUGCGAAUACAGUGUAUACUGAUGAAUCAGAGACACAUAGUAAGAAAUAUACAUACUCCUCAUUAAAAUACCAUGGUAGUACACGUGCAUGUCAUGUCAAAUUGAUCAAGAGCGAUUCAACCCCUUCAAUACCUUCCAAAACACGCAUAGUACAUUCACUACCAACAGUGUUUAUGCACUCUCCUCUAGAGCUCUUAAAAUCCGCAACAAGCUUUGAACGCCACAUCAAGAAUGAUGGAAGUAAACAUCUGACUGAAAUGCUUGGAAACAUAAGACUAAACCAAUAAUAAACAAUAUCCUUUCUUUGUUUUGUUAAGCCUCUCUUUUACUCUCUAUGAAUAAGCACAAAGAAGCCGAGUACGCCCAAGACAGCAUAUUUCAUCCAUGCAUAGUCGUUCAUCAUGAUUGUCACCAUGCCAACAUAAGGCAAGAAGCUAUUUUUAAUCUUAAUAUCUUUGAUAAACAACUUG
Molecule: messenger RNA, 1345 nt
Organism: Rhizopus microsporus ATCC 52813
Lineage: Eukaryota; Fungi; Mucoromycota; Mucoromycetes; Mucorales; Rhizopodaceae
Exons: 1
Coding region: 23-1162 (379 amino acids)
Source: RefSeq, a predicted model, not a curated record